Molecule: messenger RNA, 4464 nt
Organism: Sebastes umbrosus (honeycomb rockfish)
Lineage: Eukaryota; Metazoa; Chordata; Actinopteri; Perciformes; Sebastidae
Gene: hapstr1a
Product: chromosome 14 C16orf72 homolog
Exons: 5
Coding region: 249-1124 (291 amino acids)
Source: RefSeq, a predicted model, not a curated record
UGAACUGCCCAACAGGGUAGUCUGCGUUGUAUAUAUUCCGACGUCGGCGACUAAGGAGAAAUAGUUAGCUAAGCUAAUCUUCACAGAUGGUAGUAGAGGGUAGUAGCGGUUCAAACGCUUUAUUAUAGAGCGAAAUAUUAAAACAAUCCAACAGUAUUCAUGGAUUUACUCACAUAAUUCUUCACACGGUGUCCCAGAUAUUCCUCUUUUAACACAUUUAAAGGCGCAUUUUCUACUCAGCGCAUUAAAUGGAGGAGAAGAAGAAGGAAGACGGAGACUCGGAGAUACAGGAACACGGACCCGAGCACUGGUUCUCAAAAUGGGAGCGGCAGUGCUUGGCCGAGGCGGAGCAGAGGGAGCCGAGCGAGGAGGAGGCCGACAACGACCAAGAGAAACUGUGGCACCUCUUCCAGAACUCCGCCACCGCGGUGGCUCAGUUAUACAAAGACAGAGUAUGCCAUCAGCAGGGCCUGUCAUUGUGGGUGCCAUUUCAAAACUCUGCAACAGCAGUUACCAACCUCUACAAAGAGAGUGUGGACGCCCAUCAGAGAAGCUUUGAUCGGGGCAUCCAGAUAGGCCACCAACGCCGUAAUAAGGACAUGUUGGCCUGGGUGAAAAAGCGCCGGAGAACCAUCCGUAGAGAGGAUCUUAUCAGCUUUCUGUGCGGCAAAGCACCACCACACAGGAGUAGCAGGGCCAACCCCCGGCUGGCCAUGGUGGCUCCCAGCCGGGCUAAUUCACCAGCUGAGACCGGCUCAUCUGUGGAAGCAGACCUCCAGCCCUUCAGGGAGGCCAUAGCACUGCAUGGUUUGAGUGGAGCCAUGGCGAGUAUCAGUGUGCGCUCUGGCGCUCCAGGGUCUCCCACACAUGUGAGUGGGAGCAGCAGUAACGGAGGUGGUGCUGGUGUAGGUGGUUCUUCCGGCUCGGGGCCGGUGUGCCGCAGCAGGCGCAACGGGCUCCAAGACGUCGACCUGAACACUUUCAUCUCGGAAGAGAUGGCACUGCAUCUGGACUCCACAGGCUCCGCCUCUGCUGGAGGGGGAGGAACCAGGAAACGAAACUCCACCCAGUGUAGUGACGUCAUCACAGACUCCCCUACACACAAACGCAACAGGAUGAUCUGAUCUGCUUGCCUGCCUAUAUGUGUGUGUGAGGGGGGUGAGGGGGGAAAAGCCUUCAAGGCCAAGGCUAGGAGAGGGGGGAUGGAUGGAUGGGCUUAUAUGGGACAGAUGCACAGAUGGACAGACGGACAUUCGGAUGCCUGGCUGUGCAGAAGAACCCGGGCUGAAAAUGAAAACAGGGACUGAAGGUUCGUUCUAUUCAGAUGUUGAAUGAGUUCUAUUCCUUGUCUCCUUUCCUCACACUAUUACUACAAAUCACUGAUCUGCAAUCAGAACACUUAAAGUGUGUGUGUGUGUGACUCGGAGGUCUGGACGACAUCACACACUCCUCAGACGCCGCCGCCCUGGAAAGGGGACAACGAAGGAAGACACCAACUCAUUCUGGGAUGCAGACAGUUCUCAAAGGGGUGAACAUGCACUGUGCUGCUUGACAAGUAAAAGCCACUUGAUCCUUGACACAUUUGUGCCCUUCCCUCCCGUAACCUCACUCAUCCUCACCCACCACCUUAAUAAGGAAGUGAGGGCCAUGAUCAAAUCGUCUCACUCAGUGAACCGAGUUGCUCGGCAAAUGUCGGAACCCAACUCUUGUCAGAGACGCAACCUUUGCGUCAAACAACCCCCCACCUGUUCUUUCUGUUACUUCAUCAUUGUAGCUCUCAGUUGACGUUGCCUGUCAGUGGCGGAGCUAAAUCGCCCAGUAGGAGUACAUCUGUGGCAUCAUCCUGCAACAUCUGCCGCUCGUAGCCAGUUACAAUUCUCUGGCUACUCGGUCGAUGGCAUGUAACUUUAUUCUCUGCUUCAACAGUGGCUUGAUUUAGUUUCAGCCUGUCGCCCUUUUUGUUUUUAGUUCUUCAACCACCAGUGUUAAAAUUAUAGGUUUGUUUGCCACUGUUUGCAGCAGUGAUAGCCAAGUUAAUUUUGCGUUCUUUUCUCCACCUUGUUUUUUUUGUUGUUGUUGAGGAUAAUGGAAAGGAAUUUUUUUUUUUCUUUGUGUAUACAGCUUGUCAAACAGCCCGUUUGCUGACUGCGACGCCCUCUCCCCCCCUUUUACCCUAGUCUUAUUACGAAAGCAGCUGCUGUUUUAUGUGAUCUUGUGAUUAUUCUGAUGAGUUGCAAUAAGGAUUUUUGCACUUAGCUUUCACCUCUAACUCAUGCAAACAAAUCGGCUCUUCCAUUGUAUCCCAGUUGUAGCCUCGUCCAGCCCUUAACAGGCCCAUUUUGUGGUCAGUCCACACAUUACUUGCAGGUUGCUGCUUAGAUAAACACUUGGUAUGACUAGAAAGGGAGCCCUCGCGCAUACCUCUGGUUCCAACAACUCUUCAAAAGUGUUUGAUCAGAUUGCGGAACGCUUCUGCUGUGGGCUCUACUUGUAUUCAAAGACUCAAGUCCUUCCCUGUCUGACAAAUGUUUUAACUUUUAUCGGGAGAUAAUCGGUGCUGUAAAGAAAGCAUAAAUCACAGAUGUUUACAAAGGUAGCGUUUCUCAACAGACCCACCGAGCAUGCCAGCCAGCCAGUGCACACAAGGCACUGGAUUAUUUGGUUAGAGUGUCGGCUUGGGUGUUGGGACGCUCUGCUUUUUGUAUAAAGGGGCGUGUGCAUUAAUAAGACAUGGAUGGCUUUGAUUUUACUUGGUACAGGAUGACGCAACUCUGGGCUUGUUUCGUUCUUGAAAUGGUUGUUGCCUUCCAUCCUUCUGUAACGGAGAGGAGUAGGAGACACUGAUAUCGCAUGAGUCAGAAAUGUGGGUAUAUUUAGCAGUUUGUCAAUUAAUAUGAACUGGUACUGUAUUCAUUUAUAGGGUCUUAACAAAUGAUUAUUGGAGUUAUAUCUUAAGCUUGUUUGGAGCCUAAUAAAAACUGUUGUUGGAAUAUGCUUUCAUUUAGCAUAGGAAGGUAGAAUGUAAAUUAUACAAUCUUGAGAUGUCUAGCUAUCAAACCAAUUAAAUAUCUCCAGUGACGCCCUGCCAUAGUAGUGAUACAGUAAGUUGUCAGUGAGUUGGCUGGGGCGUAAAGCCCUCAACUGUACCUGUAAUACCCGCUGUAGCUGACUUGUGAGAUGUCAAUAUUUCCUUCUCUUUUUCCUCCUUUUUUUCUGUUGACUUGUUCACUCCCCCUUCACCUUUUAUGACCUGGAAAGUGGGUUUUUCUUUAGUUGUAUAAAGCAUGCCAGUUUUUAACUUCUGUUACAUUUUGGUCACAGAUUUCAUUUUUGCGUUAUAGGUUGGCUUUUAUAUUCAUACAUGACUGCUGGCUUGUCGGUGAAAGAAAAAAAGACCCAGACUGAGAUUUGUCGCUUCUGUCAAGAGUUCUGCGUUUGUUCUUGCACACAAGUGAAAACCACUGAAUUAGACUGAUGAAAAUGUAAACCUCAUAUUGGGAAAAAAGCGAGAUUUAAUUAGCUUACAGAAGAGCCUCUGCUUACUGUGAAGGAGGGUCAACAAGUAAUUCAUGGUGACGCUUCAUGUCGGUCUUGGUUUUAAAACUAUCUAAAAAGCAAACGAUGUCUAAAUUCUGGGUAGCUUCAGGUCUAGUGAAUAAUGUAACAUAGGAAGGCUCCAUGUUCUUGAAUAGGAACUUAAACCUAAAAGUCACAUUUAGAGCCCAUCAGACAGUUUUAGACUGCGGGACCCUGCAGAGUGCUCAUGGCAGAAUAUGGUGUUGGAGAUGGAGUGAAUCCUGACGGCCUGUCAACACACUCUACAUUAAAACAGAGGAAUGCAUUUUAAAUAUUUUAGUUUCUUUUCUUUCUCCAGGCACUUUACUCACUGUUUUGUGUCCAACACUCCACAUUGGCGUUGGUAGCAAUCUCGACUGAAACCAAAUGGCACGUGUUGUUACAAAUUAGUAGUUAUAACCUCCAAGUGUUUCUGUUGCAUGACAACACGUCCGUUAAAGGGAAGAUGUGAAGUGUCUGCUGACAGGAAAAAUAAACUAAAAUUCAGACUAUCAAAGACUUUUUUCUUCUCCAAACGCUACUAAAGAGUUGGGCUACGAGCAGGAUUGUGCCGUCUUUCUAAUCCCACCGUUCAACCUGCAGCGUUGAAUCCCAUUGGUUAUCCUGGUUAUAAUAGAGGGGGCACUUUGUGUUUUUCUUUUCUUCCCCUGAGCCAGUCACCGGCCUUCAUCCACAUUGUUUCAAAAGGCUGACUCAUGCCACGUGUCUCUGGAGCCAACACUAUUAUCAACUGUUUCUUGAUACUUAUUUGUUUAAAAAAUAAUAAAUGGCUAAUCUAUAUACUUAACAUUUAAUUGUUGGUAUGAUAUAUGUGGUUCACAUUGUAAAAUAAAUAAAACCAUUGAGUUGCAAUUGGAUGGACUGUUUCAUUAAAAAAAAGAAAGAAAA